AGAAGCCUGCAGGAAGUUAAGGAAAGAGAGACGGGGACAGAACCAAUCCACUGUGUUAAGUGCUAGUUAUAUAUUGAAAAUGUCCUAAAUUGCAACCAAUGUAUGCACAUACUUAUAACGUGCCUAAAUGCUAAUAUAUCCCUAUUGAUCACCAUUGUUAAGAGAAGAAGAGACAGCUAUUCAGCUAUUUCCACUGACAGUGAUGUUAGCAGCAGGAAGGAAGUCACUGUCAGAUCUGCAUUAUGCAAAUGAGUGUGGUGGCAGGCUCUGUGCUUUGCAUGCUGUCCAGUUCUUGGAUAUGGGAGCAGGCAUGAGCGGGUGUGAGGACACUACUCACUUCUCUCCUCUGGGUAAUUACUAUACAGGAAAUUGAACGUAAAAUGUUUGAAUAAUCAUGUAUCUGAAGUGAGUUAUGGAUGGAGCCGACAGUACUGAAGUAAAUUAAAACAAGUGAAUCCAAUUACUGUUUAUGGAAAGCAGCUGUCCGAGCAGCAUAUGCUGGUGAGUGAAACUAUGAGACUAAUGUUGAGGUUAGUGCUCUGCUUGUCUGUAUAACAUGAUGGCUAUUUGAGUGUUUCAUUUGUGCAUGAUGACAAGCUAAAAGAUGUUUGAAAAACCUGUGUUGCAUAGAACUUGCAAAAUUACAGGCCGAUGUCUGAAGAGGUGAGGCCAGUUGUCUUUUUUUAAAAUCUUGCUUAACUCAUGCUCCAUGAGUGUAUUCUGAUGUCAUAACACCAUGAUAACUUGCCUCAAUGGAUUUACAAAAAACAAGGUUAGCGUUUGCUUUCAGUCAUGAACAAACCCUCUUAUCCGUGUGUUUAUUUACCUACACUGCAUCAAUUCAUCUGUGAUACAGCCAACAGUCAUGUACUGGAUAAGCUUUCGUUUCAAAACAUUUGGAUUUAAUUAUCAUGGGGAUAUGAUAUCCAAACAAUCUGGUUUCUUCCAUUAAUAACAUGAUUGCAGCAUGGCAGGGCGAGCUAAGGCUGCAGCAUUUUCAUAUAUUUUCAUGGAUUUAGGCCUUGUUUACUUACUUAUUAUGGGCAUGGGGCAAAACACGAUUUAGAGUAAUGACACAGUUUACGUUUUGGAGUUUUAAAAGAUCUCUGCGAGGAAGUGUCCUGCUUCCACAGCUUGAAAAACAAACAUUACCCGUGUGACUUUUCCAGAAUAAAAGAAUUCUCACUUGCUUCGGUCUUUUGCAGGUCAGUGCAGUUGACAUGAGGAAGAGGAAGCUGGCCAAAGCUUUUGUGUGACUGAUAGCAAACGCGCUGUACAUUAAGGAAACAUAGAACCACAGAAGUGUGUUGUUUUACAGAUAAAACACCAUGGAGUAUGAAACGCUAUUAUAUGAUUAAGGCCUUGUGCAAAAACUGAUGUACUCAACAAACUUAAAAAGUGUUUUUCUCCUCCUCUGAAUGACAGUUUUGUCUGGAGCUUUUUGAGCUUUAGGGAAAAUGAAAACUUUAAUUAUUGUUUUAAUCAAAACCAACAUUUCAGUCUCAUAUAAUAGUCAAUUUUCUUACUCUAAGCAUUGUUUUUAUUUUGUUAACACAGCUCACUCCCAAACUUUGAGAGAACUGCUCAUGGUCAUUCAUGCUAAAUAGGAGACAUGUUUUGUUCUGAGCAGCAGCUUAAGAAACAGUACUCACUGAAUAAUGCCCACAGCCUGGGUUUCAUUUAGGCAACAAGUAAAACACUAAUGGUGUUUGAUGUCAACAAAUGCAGAUAUCCCUAAUAUGAUCAUCUCAAGCACAUAACUCUGCUCAUGAGGGGCAGCCAAUCAGAAGAAAUCUAGAUUAAAAUGAUUGGGAAUUAAAUUAAAUUCAGUUUUAUUUAUACCGCACCAAAUAACAACAACACUUGCCUCAAGGCACUUUAUAUUGUAAGGUAAAGACUCUACUAUAAUACAGUGAGGGAGCUAAAGGAAGUUAAAACCUGGUUCAAACAAGAGGAAACCCCCCGAACUUAAAAAUUAAGCCAAGUUGCAAAAUCUGGAGUCCCUCCAACAGCCAACAAAUGUUACAAAACAUUUUACAGCCUAGUGCAAAAAUGGUUUUGGCCUCUUUUGAUAGUUUCCCCCUGUGAACUUUGGGGAAUUUUUAAAAACUCAUCCAUUAGGAUAACUGAGUUAACUGUUGAUUGACAGAUGUCCUGAUGAUUCUGUAGCAUUUACUUGGCCUCAUUCCCUACUUUGAAUAGUUGGAAUGAUUCACUUAAUUGUGUGUCUGCUUUGGGUGUUUUUUGUAUUGGAUUGUCUGACUGCUUUGUUGUGGUACAUACCUACAACUUUGUAGUAAUUGCAGCAUCUAUGAAAAUAGCAAUAGACCAUGCGUUGCCAUGGAAUAAGAGCAUUUUGCCACAACUUCCAUUUCAAAUGUAAAAAUAUGUCUCUUAGGGAGUUGCAAGAAAUCACCACAAUCUGGUUGAUUUGAGAACAUCUGCCUAAUGUUAAACUGAGACUUACUUAUGAAAAACACACAAGCGCUCUUAUUUCUUUCAAACAAAAAACCUUUCUAGAGAGAUCUAGGGUUUUAUUCCAACUUGUAUGUCGUCAUUAUGAUUUAAGAAAUUUGCGAGUAUCAAAGUUUGCUUCUACUUAAACAGGAGAUGUGCCUAUAAAGACAGGUUGGUGUUGUCUUGCCUUUGAUUGCAAUAAGAACCUUCAUGACUGACUCCUGAAAGGAGUUUGUCCUUCUGAUUAAGUGCCUUUGAAUUCCUUUUACCUGAAGUAAUAAUAUUGUUGUGCUUCAUGUUUCUCUCCUCAAAUACAAGGGAGUGGGAGACACUUCUAUCAUCUUCAUUAGCAGUUUUUAUAGCAUUGAAACUUGCUGUGUUAGUUUCUUCUUACGUUUCUCUUGUGAAAAAACAUAAAACACAAAAACAUGAAGCAAUCAUGGUGUUGAAUUUCGUGGGAGAUCCUCCAAGUGGCAGGAGACAAAUCAUUUAAAUGGACUUGGGGAUAUGUUCAGUUGUUAAGGCUUCAGAAGAAUGCUGUGCUCGUGUUUCAAAGAGCUCAUAUAAUCACUAUCUUUGUGGCCUGUUGGUCACCUUAACCUGCUAAGUAAUUAUUUAUUUACUUGCUCAUAUAUCGCUGUUAAUUAUUCUAAUAGGUCUCUUUAGAGCUUUUUUUGCCACAAGCCCUACAGCGUUUCCUGUAAUGUCCCUCUGAUACUGAUCUCCUUGGUUUCCCUCAAGAAACACUCAUAUUCACUUAACACUCACGUGCAAUGACGUUUCCUUUCUUCUUCUCCUAAGGCCUGUGCAAUAGGUCAUGCAAUAUACUGAAGUAUAGAUAAGCAUAACCUAACCAGCUUGGCAUGCAAACAACAUGGUAAUGUUAUAUGACUAAUUGGUGCAGUUAGUCAGACUGCCUUAUUGUAAUGUCUAGGCCAGGAUGCUAUACAGAUAGGUAAAAAAUUUAAAUUGAGGGAAUUGGUUCUGUUUUAGUGUGUUGGAUAUUUUAUUGGAAUAGUUUGGUUGCUGCAAAUCAAUACAAAGAUGGUCUGAGAGAUUCUCUCUAUCCCAUGAUUAAACAUUUUUAUCCUUACACAGCUCCAUAAGGCAGAUGUUGUAUAAAAAAUAUGUAAACCAUAUCCUGUGGGAUUCACAUUCACUAGAUUUCAACACAGAAAAAACGUCUUUGGGAGGUUUUGAACUAGCAUGUUGCAUCAGCAUCUACUGCCAUCAUUAACACAUACAAUUUGGGGAUUUAGGGGACAUUUGUAAAUUUUACCUACAAAAAAUAAAAUGUUCAACUCUUUCUGAAUCAACACUGUUCGGGUAAUUCUUUAUACCUCUAGGAAUAAGAACAAUCUGUAUUGUAUUUGCCCACAUUUAGGUAAUCCAUCUCUGGCGAAACAAUCUGACCAUCAUUAACAAAAGCAUCUAAAUCUUUGAAACUCAUCAGUUGUAUCCACUAUAAUAAAUCUUACCAACAAAUAGGUGAAAAAGGAUGGGCUUACAUACCAGACUCAAUGCUUUUUUCAUGACACCAUAGGUUAAACCAGUGCUUUUCAGGUUUUCAGGCCUGCAGACCUUGAUAAAAAACAAAGUUUAAACUAUUGUGCCACCAAGCAACCCGCUACUGCACAUUUUGAAGUAAAUUAUUAUAAGAGGAGCUGAUAAAAAAAAUUCUAUUCAGGAUGAUUUUCAGUUUACAUCCAUAAUAACAUGAGCAAACUGUUGUGCCCAUUCAUUUUCAUUUUACCGAAUAUUUUUCCACUGUGAUAUUUACCAGGGAUGCUAAAAUUACCCUGCCUAUAUUAACUAAUUAGAACAAAGGUUUCAGCAUACAGUAAUAUCUUUAGGUUUGCAAGCAUUUCUGGAGCAGCUGAACCAACAUGAUCCCUAAAGCCUGACCACUAAUAUGGAAUAAAUUAAACAGAGCAUGUUUUUUCCACGUUAGCAGUGAAAUAAUGCUUCUGACAGUCAAACACAAAUUUUGUGCUUCAUGCACCACAGAUUCAUUGAGUAUGAACAACAUUUAGUUAGUGAAACUGUGGUUAAGUCGGGCUUUGAGUUUCACGCCCUCUAUUUCACCUCCCUUGACAGUUAACACAGCUGAAUGCCACACAUACUAGCCGCACGUUACCGGUUUGCACAUGUAUUAGUACUUCUCAUCACAUGUGUCCAAUUAGACUUCCAGUAAACUGACUUGGCGCACACAUCCUACAUUAUUUGGGUUGCUGAAAUGCUGCCUAUGGGUUUCCUAUGAUGUCUAAUUACAUUGUAAGACACGAGUAAUUGCAAUAAUAAGUAAUGUGUUUAGAUUAUGCAGAAGUCAGUCCAGAUGUAAAACAUCUGUUUUGAUCCUGCAGUUGCACUUUUUUUUCUUACUUUACAUGCUAUAAUACAAGCUUCUGUCAAGUUCGUUCAGAUCUCUUAUGUAAAUUCUGGGCUGUAUGAGUGUAUGCAUGUGCUAAGAGCCACAUCGCUCAUCUACCUUCCAUACAUAUUGUAAAUUCAAAGUGAAAUCAAUUGCAUUGUGUAUGUAAAGCAGUGAGUGCUUUUGGCACGUUGGCAGAAAGGAGUCACACAGUAGCAUUAUUGUACUAAUAGCAUUGAGGCUGUUAAGAGAGAUGAAGCCUUUAGAUUUCUUUCUGAGUUAGCAUACUGUCAUCAAAUUUUUUUCCUUUACAUGCCUCACAGAUAGAGGAUAUAUUCAACAGAAUGCCCAGUUGAAUAAAACAUCAGGGGGAAAUGGGAUGAUUCUCAUGAUCAACAGUGGGACGACUAAUAAGAGGUGCAUAAGAGGUGUACGUUCUAGCAUUACAUUUAGGAAUUCAACAGCAGGAAAGAUAAAGAGAGAGAGGCUAUUAAACUAGAGAUAAUCUGGUAGCAUCUGUUUCUUCAGCUAAUUGACUUGGUUUUGCAAUUAAAAGUCUUUAUAUUAAAACUUUUCUGAAGAUGAGCUGCGGUCUUCUACUGCCUAAUACUGGCAUCAACCUCUAAUAAAGUCCCAUGAAAAAAAUGGAAUUGGAAUGAAGGAUCAAAAGCCUCUGAGAAAAAGAUACAGACAAAUCUGGCUGGUUAAGCAACACCUUUGCGAACUUUAAUGAGUUUAUUCUGCUGCUGUGCACAAAAUGGUUUUAAGAUGUCAUCAUGAAUUCCUGGAGCGGAAUCUGUCUAAUACUUUGGUGGGUUUGUGACAUGGCUUAAAGGGAUUGAAUUCAUGAGAUGUGAUCCGUGAGGCUUUCUACUUCUUUAACCUUCCAUUGAGAGCUCAAUGUUCCUCGGCCUUCACAUUCAUACCUGUGGAAGGUAUUUGCUCUUGCGUUUGCUUUAACUUCAAAGGCUUAGCCGUGGAAUAAUGUUCCUGUAAAUAUGUGCAGUAGAUGACAGAAUCCUGUUCAGUUUAGGAAGCAAAUUGGUGGAGCCUGCAGAGUUUAUAUAAAAAGAUCAAUACAGUCAGCCCAAUUUACCCUCCAAUCACAUUAACAAAGAACAGAUGGUAUUUGUCUAAAGACUUCACAUGUUUGUGAAUAAAUCUUAACUUGUUUUUGCUAUCAAGAUCCAACCACUGAUCAUCACGAGUCGCAGCAUAUAAACCUGACAGUCUGAAACGCAGCCCGUACAGCUGGUGAGCUGGGAUGUGAAAAUGGUUUUCAUAACCUCAUGCUGAUACUAUUCCAGUUAUGUGGAAUAUUUCAAUUAUAAUUACAAUUUUUUUGUUUUUUUUAUCAUUCCAAAGUUAUGACAAUAAAUGUCUUCAUUAUCAGAAAGCAUAGUUGAGACUGUUUAUGUAUUCUGUAAUUAGUUCUCCACACAACAGUUUUUAUUUCUACUGGAGAACUUCGCCUUGGACACAUGCAACUAUUCUGCUUGUAAUUUAAUCUCACUGAGUAAAAUGCUUUGCACUACCGACUGCUUUCCUACAUCUAAUUUUUAGAAAAGAAAAAGCUGCGUCUUCACAAUAAGGCAGUCUUGUCAUAGACUCCUUUUUGUAUUAAUAGUUGGAUUCCUGUGUUUGUGGUGUUUUGAGUUUUUUGGUUGUUUUUUGUUUUGUUUUGUUUUUUUAGCUUUGUGUAACAGAUAUUUCCAGUUGGUUUCUGUAUGAUUAGUUUCUCAAUUUAGCCUUUAGGUUUCUUAGUUUUGGUUUAUCUACCUUUUGCAAUCCAGUGAGCCAAUUGAGUCUGUGGUUCCUGAGCUGCCUGAUCCAGUCCUACUUUAUUGCCCUCCUAUUCCAGAGGGACUCCAUCUCACCCACUAGCACUCAACCCUUUUUCCUUCCUGCCAGCCAAGCCUCCAGAAAGUCUCCUCCUCCACUGUCACCAGCCUCCUCCCCUGCCUUUUUGUCCAUCUGCCAAGGCUCUGUAGCAGUUCUAUCUCCUUUGCUGUCAACAGGCACCUGCCAAGCAUCUUGGGUCCUGUUUCCUUUGCCGUCACCAUCCACCUUCACCAGCAGUAUCUAGCCAGGCUUCUAGAGUGGUCCGUUGUUACUGGCAGAAACAAUUUGUGCGUGGUUGCAGUGACCAGCUGGUCAGUCAGAAGUUGAGUAUGCAAGACCGUUAACUGCUGGCCACUUUCACAAGCCCGUCACACAGGUUACCUGGUGGGAGGUAGCCUUUCUCCAAAAACGCAUAGACAGAUUGGCGAAGUGUUGCUGCUUAUUUAUAAAUGUAUAGAGAUUCCCAAACAGAUCCAAAGGUAAUCAGUCUGGAUUGAUUGGUGCUAAUGAGCACAACUCAUCUGUGACGCUUAGCAGUAGGUAACCUGAUUCGGUUGGUUGCCUGAUUAUGUUUCUAUAAAACAGCAAGUUUGCCAAGUGCCUAAAUAAUUAUGCCGUUCUACAGUUAGGCUCUACUAAGUGAAUUAUGUUCCAUUUAAUGUGCUUUAACAAAAUUUCUGCUGGAUUUUUUUUUUUCUCCUGUGUCGAAAUUCUAUAUUCCUAUUUUUUUUUUUGUUUCAAUAGCCUUAAUGCUAUUUAAGAAACUUAAGACUCUGGGUGAAGUAAAAUCAUGUCUCGCCAUUACUUUUGCUUGGCCUUCUAAACCAUCCUUUGAUGGAAACCACAGAGACUCAGGUUGAACUUCUGACUAUUUUUUGUUUAACAGUUGGUUUAAGUCAAACAUUUCUGUAGCAAUCGCACCUGAGAGGGAAAACCUAAAUGUUAUUGCACACUUGUAUUAAUAUCUAUGCAAAAAUAGUUUUACAGUCAUCUGAAAAUUUUCUGUUCUUCUUUUGAUUGUAUUUUUGCAGUAUCCAGAAAUGUGUUUCGUUAGACAGUGGACAAUGAAUCAUUUUACAACUCAUUGCAAAUCAUUGACUUUCAUGGAGACCAUCUCAGCAAACAACAAAACUCAGUUGCUUUCCUCAAAGUUGACUAUGCUGAGAAUGAUUUUAGUGACUUCGUGCUGGACGGUUGUUGAAUAAAGACAGGUUGCCUCCCACCAGAAAUACUACAAAUACUUAUACAGUUGUGUGAUGGGCAUGUAUUAAUCAUCAUUUGAUUCUAUGAUGUGUCUAAAAUCUGGUUUCCAAAUCAACCAGGAUGUAAAAAUAACAUGACCCAUAGAUUUAAAUUGCUUUCUAAAAAAAGAAGAGAAAAAAUACACACAGCGUCGCUGUUCAGCUGUCAAAUGUUUAGUGCCUUAAAUCUAACAAUAUUUCCUUCAAAUGUGUCUGUUAUCGCUUGCAGCAACUUUGAAUUAAACAGACAGUAAUGCUGCCUUAAUAGUUUCUAAAAGCAUAUUUGGCAUAAUGAUUAAACAGCAACGACUUUGCUUUUUUCUUAACAUAAGAGGAGAUCAAUGUGAUGAUAUAGGCUUUCUACUCUAAUGCACUUCUACUUGUACUUGUGUUUAAAAUUUGCCAUCAUUGGAAUGCACCUAACCAUCUGGCCAUAGUUAAAUGGCCUGUAAUGAUGACUAUCAGGUAUGCUGAAGAUACAUAUGCACUGUUUACAAUAGGAUACAGUGUUUAUAGAACGGGGUUUAAUUAGAUAGCAAGUUCACCUGAGAGCAAUGCCUGAUCUCACUAACCAGAUUUAGAUUUUCUCGGAGAAGACAUCGAUAAGCUGUUAUUUUCUGUUCCUUUUUGUUAUUUUGUUUCUGACUUGGCAGAGCAGUGCUUACUGCACCUGAUUAAACCGUGGGUGUUGUAAUGCAACCUUUCCUGAGGAAUGUACUGAUCUCACACAUCAAGCAGAUGUUCUCAAUCAAUAUUUGUUGAUAUGAAAGCCCAUUAGUGUGUUAAUUACAUUUGCAUAAACAUUUCGCCAUUUCAUAUUUACUAUACGAAAUUGGUUUUCAUACAGAGUUUACAUACAGUGGCCCUCAAGUGCUUACACAUGUUUGGUCCAAAUUCUGUUUGGCCGUAGUAAAAACAUGAACACACGGUGCAUGUACAGUCAAUCACAUACUGCAUUUGUAGCCACACACAGAGACAUAAAUGCAAACAAAAUAUCAGCACCACCCACCCUUAACAGCUUGCAUUCCCCACCAAUGACUUACCCAGAGUAAACAAACAUUUAUCUGCUUGUCUGGCAAACCAACAGUGUGGUGGUGCUGUUUGUUUGGCAGACAUGCUGCAAUAAUGUAAGCAAGCUAUUGAACUGUGUUUAAUGAGAGAUAUGAUUUGGACAUGUUAAAAGAAGUUAUUUUUUUCCUCCUUGUAGGACUGCAUAGAUACAAGUUGGAGCGUCUUAAUUGCUGUGGUGGCCAAUUAGAACCAAGUCAAUAACUGCAGAACCAGGGAGGUGACCCGAGAAGAGAUGUCAUCUACUGGGGAAUGAAGUGUGAGCCAUGAAUGCAGUGAAAAGCUCUGAGGUCCACAACGGUCCAGAAGACAGACGGUGUCCUGGACAGCUGCAGCGGGCCAUGCAGCUUCAUGGAGACAAGGAGAGGACAAACCACGUGUUGAAGAAACACAUACAAUCAAGAGAAAGCAAGAAUGUCCUACAGUUAAGACUUCAGCAGAGGAGGACACGAGAGCAGCUGGCAGACCAAGGCAUCAUGCCUCUAAACCAUGGUAAGCUCCCUAAGCAAGAGGACUCCUAUGCAUUUGAGGAGGACAGCAGCAGUGAGAGUCUGUCUCCAGAGCAGCACCACAGUGAUGAGUCGCAGGGUUCGGCCUGCCCUUCAUCUGAGGCUGUCGGCAGUACGGCCUCCUCCUCGUCCUCACCUGCCCUCACCAGCGAACGACAGGGUGGUGUAAGCAGAGACCCCCCUGAUCAAAGCCAGGAUGAGGGGCUUUCUGGUGCUAACAACAGCCAGACUACUCCCCCAAUACCUGUUCCUGCUAUCGUCAAGUCUAAAUCUUCCGACAAGAACCGUCACAAGAAGCCCAAAGAUGUGAAGCCUAAAGUCAAAAAGCUCAAGUACCACCAGUACAUUCCUCCAGACCAGAAGGCAGAGAAGUCCCCUCCGCCCAUGGAUUCGGCCUACGCCCGACUCCUCCAGCAGCAGCAGCUCUUCCUGCAGCUGCAGAUUCUCAGCCAGCAGAAACACACUCAUGCGCAAUCGCAGACACAGCAGUCGCAACAGCCGCAUACCCACACUCCGCAGGCCCAAGCCCAGGCUCAGGCUCAGGCUCAGCAGAGGCAGCCCACUUUCAGCUAUCAACCCCACACACCAGCUCACACCCAGAAAGGAGUCAGUGAGCAACUAUCGGCUUGUAGUUCCAGUGCCCCGUCGAGCACAGCCAACAGUAACUCAUCCUCUCCAGUCAAGAACACAUUCCCCAACCAAAGCAACAUCUCACAAGUCAAACCUGGGCCCCUGCCAGCUAAUCUGGAUGACCUAAAAGUUUCAGAGCUGAGGCAGCACCUGCGUAUUCGUGGCAUGCCUGUCUCAGGCACCAAGACUGCCCUCAUCGAGCGACUCCGGCCCUUCAAAGACUCCAACACUGGCUCCUCGCCCUCGGGAUCCUCUGAUAUCACCACCAUGACCUUUCCUGUCACACCAACAGGGUCCUUGUCCUCCUACCAGUCCCCAUCCUCCUCCAGCGCUCUGUCCCAGGGAGGCUAUUACCCGUACCCCAGCACCUCCUCCACCCCACCCAUCUCGCCGGCCUCCUCUGAGCUGUCCCUCAGCGGUUCACUCCCCGACAGCUUCAGCGAUGUGCCCAUGUCUUCGCCAACACAGUUUGCCCUUCAUCCAUCUCCUGCCCAGCUCGGCGUGGAGGAUGGCUUUGGGGGAGGAGGAGGUGGCAGCAUGGGUGGGGCAGGUCAGAGGAUGGGGGAGGUUGGUGGUAUGGAUGGUGUAGAAGCCGAAAAAGACAAGAUGCUGGUGGAAAAGCAGAAGGUGAUCGAGGAGCUGACGUGGAAAUUGCACCAGGAGCAGAGACAGGUUGAAGAGCUAAAGAUGCAACUCCACAAGAGAAAACGUUGCUAUGGAGCAACACAGGAUACGGUCCCUCCUGCAUCUCAUCCUCCCAUGCACCACCAGCAGCACCAGACACCAGCCAUGAUGGGGCAGCAUUUUUUUGGGGUGACUAUCAAGCAGGAGCCUUUGUCUUUGUCCUCCAGCUGCCCUCUGUCCUCCCCUAAACAGCCUAAGUGCCCUCCUGGUAGCUGCAGAGAGGAUAUGGGACACUGCAGUUCCUCCAUUACCAACAUGGGGGGGCCCGGGGGACCACAGUGUAUGGAUACAGGCCCUGCCUCUGGCAGCCCCACCGCUAUGUCCACCUUCCUCAGCCCACAGUGCUCACCGCAAGACUCUCCUAUCAGAAAAUCUUCCAGCAGCCCACAGCCUUCAUCUCCUAACAACCCCUACCUGCUGUCUCCUCAACUGGGGAGGGAUGGCUGUAGUCACCCCCACACCCAGGGAAACAACAGAGCAUGCAACAUGCAGAUGCAGCAAAAGAGUGGCGGUCCGCCUAUAAACUGUUCCUAUCCUUCCGACCAAAGAGGUCUUCAGGGAGUCUAUCCCAGCUCAGCUGACUGUGGCCUCAACAACAGCAGCCCUGCUAAGGCUGAGAGCCAGAACAUGCAACCAAAGAUGUCAGUUUUGCCAAAGUGCCAGGUCCCUCCCCCUGCCUUCAGUAGCUCAGAUUCAGAUGCAUCUGACUUAAGACAGCCCCCAUGCUAUGAGGAUGCAGUCAAACAGCAACUGACCCGAAGUCAGCAGAUGGAUGAGCUUUUGGAUGUGCUCAUAGAGAGUGGAGAGAUGCCAGCUAACGCCAGAGAAGAGAGGGAGAGGUCCUCUGUAACCAAAGUUAUGCCUCACAUUACUGUGUCCCCAGGGUGUCCCGGCCUCCUCAUCCCGUGGUUUCACCGACAUUACGAGCACCUCUCCCCCAACCAGCUCCCUUACGACCACGCAGCCAAUCACGUCACCGAGAGCCACCCAGACACUCUGCUUGGCAGUCCCGUCGGCCGCGGAGGGGAGGUACUUCUUCUUAAAAUGGCAGCGGAGGAUGGGGGCCAGGAAGAUGAAGGGAAGCGAGAGGUUGAUCGGUACAGCAGCCCUCAGAAUCAUCAUCACUCUCAUCAUCCACAACAGGACAAACUUCUGAGCAACCGAGAUCUGAUGGACACGUCUCUCUCGGCCAUCGGCAGUAAGGCAUCCGCCAACCCCGAGGUGCAGGGAAUGGUCAGCAUGACCUUUAGUGAGACGGCUUGGGAGACAAUGGAAUGGCUCGACCUGACACCACCCAGUUCUGCCACUGCCUUCAGCAUUGCUCCACCCAGUGCACCAAGCAUUUUUAAUGCCGAGUUCCUGGAUGUAACAGACAUUAAUUUGAACUCUGCCACAGACCUUCACCUGGAGCACUGGUAAAAACAACACUGUCCCUAAAGUGCUGGUUAGCAGCAUACCAGCCAUCGAACUCAAGACACCAGCUUGCAACUAGCUGCACGGACUUCUGAUAUUAGCUAUGACAAUACCAAAGACCUAUUUAAUUCUGUUCUUAACAGCUUUAAAUGUUCACGUGUUGCUCCUCUCUAUGAUCCAGUGGAAUGUAUAACCAUUAGCAAAUAUGCAAAAGCUGAAAUCUAAGCCAGAAAAACUGAACAAUUGUCAUAUCCCAACCUUUCCACUUCACUGAAAUGUGGUUCUUAUGUUGUCGUCAUACUCAAAAACUAAAGACCUGGUGCUUUUUGGCAUGAUCUUGAUGUGCACAACUACCAAGUACUUAUGACAGCGGACAUAGUGUCAGAAGAAGCGUUAAUGUAACUUAAAAACCUGAUUACAGUAUUUUACGCCAACAUUUAAUACAGUAUCAGUGCUAUGACUUGAAGACACAGUUUGACUUUCAUUGUAUACUUUGAGUUAUAUAUUUGUACUGGAAAAAAACCCAGAGAGGACUUAACAGGUGAAUUGGAGAAUUGGAUUGCUUAGUAAUGGCCAUACUGUAAAUAUCAAAACUGACAGAGAUAAGUUGCCGUCUACAUAUUAUGUCAGAGGUGUGGAAGAACAUACAAACAACAAAUCAAAUGCUUUCUGUAAUCACUUCAUUAUUUGAUGUAAAUAUGAUUUUUUUCAAUUCACUGUGCACCUCUAGCUUAAUAAACACUUGUCACAGUUUGCUUGAACUUAGUAUAUGUGUAUAGGUUAGGUCAUUUGAAGAAAUCUUUUUGUACUUAUUUGUUUUCCACUAUUAUCCACAGGAUGACACCUUUAAAAGAAUUAUCUUAUCAGUUUAUAUCAGCAGCCAAAUACUGCCUUAUUUGCAAAAGCUUUUUAUUCCCAAAUUUUAAUAUCAAACGACUGCUCCCCUGGAAGUUGUUGACUGAUGUGAUUUAGAUGGCUCCAACCAUGUAAAGCUCACAUCUAGUUUUCUCUCUCUUUUUUGGUCAUUAAAAUGCCAGCUUUUCUGUUCCCAUUUACAUUUAUUUAUUUUGUGCUUUUGUAUUUAUAGUUGAUCCUGUAUUUAUACAUUCCUUUAAAACAGAUUGGGGCUCUAUAUGAUGUAUGAAAAAAGUACCAUUAUCGAUCACUGACAUUUCUUCAUUAUUAGUUCUCUUAAGAAUGUGAUACAAAGUAAAAGAACCACUUUGAAAAGCCAUGUUUUCCUAACUUACUUUUCUUAAAAAAAAAAAAAAAAAAAUUGUAAUUGACAAUUCUUAGCACUUGUUAAUAGGAUGGUGUAAUAUAAUCAAAUUUUUACUGUGAAUACUGGAUAUUAAUAAAGAAUAGACUUUCACAAAAGCCAGCCUAGAUAAACCUAUUAUGCACAGUAGUUAUAGGUGAGAAUGACAAACUCAAAAACAAAUAAGGUUUUAGCUUUGAUUAGUAAAUGCAUUUUUAUGCACCUAAAAACUUAGAUUAAAAAUUAAGGAAAUAAGUAUAAUUUCUUGCAUACCUCCUUUUUAUCUGUCGCUGACUGUAAAGCUACAGCUAGCAGUUUGUUAGCCUAAAUUGCAUAAAGACUGACAGAUGGGGACAGACCGAAGUGGCUUUGUCUUCAAAUCACAGAAUCAGCCUACCAGCACUUCUGUUUUAUGUUCCUAGUUACAUCUGUUCAUUCAUUCUCAAAAGACCCAGUAAGCUUCAUUCAUUGUUCACAGUACUCACCGUCUUUUCCAAAUUAGCAUUAUCUUAGCUAGCUCAUUGGUCAUUAACUUGAAAACAUGAUAUUAAUUUUACUCCACAUAAACUUGUUCUAUUUAAUGUGAGUAUUAGACAUAAUACAAGUUUUAUUAGCAAAAUGCUAAAAUAAAGUGCUUUUUCGUGCAGUAAGAGUAAUACUAGCAAAACUAGCAGUCUAGAUUUUAAUAUUUGUUUUUUCAGACUCAGAACACCCGAGGAGACAAAAAGAAAACUUUACUAAUAUGUAUUUUCUUUUCAUUCAUGUUCUGUGCUUGAGCAAAUUUUUAAUGGCAGUCAGCUUGCUUUUACACUUGAACCAGAAGUGCUGGUAGGUGUUAGCUACAUAAAGUGUUUCUACCUUAUUCCAGUCUUUAUGCUAACAUCACCACCUAGCUAUUUUACAGACAGAUGUAAGUGGUUUUGAUCUUAGAAAGAUGUGUCAUUUCCAGUAAUAUAAAAUUAUGACUUCAGUUCCUUGGCUAAUAAACCUCGUCCAAUUAUUCGUGUCGUCUGUAACCAUGGUUCUCAUGUCAUGUUGACCAAAUUUUUUUUUUUUGUUUGUUUGUUUUUGUUUUUUUUUUAAAUGAAGUGUUGCACUUGAGUGGCUUCUCUGGUUACAUGUUAGCUAUUACCCAUCUUCAGUAUAUGUCAAAGCUAAUACUUUAUUUCCUGUCUUCUGUUGUCAGAACAACUGUCCUUUUCUUAAUUAUUUUUGACAAAUCUUUAAAUAUUUUCCCUAAUUAAGAGAAAAGUAAUCUGACAGAAGCUUCCAUGUUGCUUGGCCACUGACUUGCCCAAGUCCCUGUAUACUA
Haplochromis burtoni (Burton's mouthbrooder) is the source of this 14785-nucleotide messenger RNA. It is a transcript of the gene myocd, whose product is annotated as myocardin. The record is from RefSeq and is a predicted model, not a curated record. NCBI's taxonomy places the organism in Eukaryota, Metazoa, Chordata, Actinopteri, Cichliformes, Cichlidae. Gene Ontology annotation, biological process: smooth muscle cell differentiation; cardiac muscle cell differentiation. The transcript is spliced from 13 exons. Bases 9246 to 12221 code for a protein of 991 amino acids.